Messenger RNA from Acipenser ruthenus (sterlet), 3312 nucleotides. RefSeq names its product gamma-secretase subunit Aph-1b-like. Gene Ontology annotation, cellular component: membrane; gamma-secretase complex; endoplasmic reticulum. The coding region runs from base 310 to 1086 and encodes 258 amino acids. The record is from RefSeq and is a predicted model, not a curated record. The transcript is spliced from 6 exons. Gene Ontology annotation, biological process: positive regulation of catalytic activity; protein processing; Notch signaling pathway. Lineage: Eukaryota; Metazoa; Chordata; Actinopteri; Acipenseriformes; Acipenseridae. Gene Ontology annotation, molecular function: protein-macromolecule adaptor activity.
CCAGCAGUUUACAUUUUCGUAGUCCUCCAUACGCUAGGUGGCACUGUUUUACAUAUUAACCAACCAGAGUUUUUUUGGGGGGGCCGAUUUUCUGCUCGAACAGGAAGAGUAUCGAUUGUUAUGUUGCAGCAGUGAAACAGAGGAAAAGGCUAGUCAAGGAAUUUCGUUGUGUUGUUUUUUUUUAAAUCAUACAUUUAUGAUUCUUAUUAGAAGCAACACAUUUAGUGUUGUGCUUGUUUUGAGGAGUCGUAUGCCUAGUCUCCAGAAAGAAAAUCUGUUUAAGAAUUUCAGUUCGGACCCAUCCCAGAAAUGACAACAUCAGUGUUUUUCGGCUGUACAUUCAUCGCCUUUGGCCCAGCGAUUUCAUUGUUCCUGUUUACAAUCGCCAGAGACCCUUUGCGGGUCAUCUUUUUGAUUGCUGGGGCGUUCUUCUGGCUGGUGUCUCUGCUGCUGUCCUCUCUGGUGUGGUUCAUCGCAGUACAGAUCAGCAACAAAGAGAACGCAUCGGUUCAGAAAGGACUUCUCAUCUUCGGAGUGGUGUUGUCAGUGCUGCUCCAGGAAACCUUCCGCUUCGGUUACUAUAAACUACUCAAGAGAGCUAAUGAAGGUUUGAUGGCUCUGAGUCAAGAAGAUGCAAUGCCCAUUUCUAUAAGACAACUGGCUUAUGUAUCUGGCUUGGGAUUUGGUUUCAUGAGUGGGGCAUUUUCAGUCGUCAACAUACUGGCUGACUCGCUGGGCCCAGGCACUGUGGGGAUUCACGGAGAUUCACAACAUUAUUUUGUAUCAUCAGCCUUCAUGACAAUGGCCAUUAUACUGCUGCACAUGUUCUGGGGAGUUGUUUUCUUCGACGCCUGUGAAAAGAAGAGGUGGUGGGCUGUGGUCAUAGUUGUUCUGAGCCACCUGCUUGUGUCGUGCCUGUCGUUCCUGAAUCCUCAGUAUGAAGGCAGCCUCAUCCCAGCCUACGUCGUUAUGUGUGUGAUGGGCAUGUGGGCCUUCUCCAGUGCGGGCGGCUCGUUCCGAAACCUGAAGCUGUGUUUAACAUGCAGGGAUAAGGAUUUCCUCCUUGUAAACCACAGACCCAGAUAGCGCUCGGGAUUCCAGGACACUUCUCACAAGAACUGUUUUGUACAAGGACGGGUUCAGUUAUAUCUACACAUUGUUAUUUCUAUGGAGGUGCUUUCUUUUAUUGUUCAUUUUGAAAUCAUUGACGUUUCCUGGCAGAGACUCCUUGGAAACGCGAGCCAAAAAAAGAUCUUCUGAUUAAUUGCAUUGAUAUUAAUGUUUGGUUUCCCUGUUCCUGUUCUGUUUGAAAUCACCACUAGGCAGUGAGAUAGCAUGUAAUCAGGAUUUAUGUUCCACCUUAAUAAUUAUAUCCUGAAGGGGGUGGGCACUCAUUUCUACCAGCUUGCUUCCUUUCGUGCUAUACCUUGCCAUCAGACAGAUAACUGCUUAUUGGAAAGCCUUUUCAACAAUUCUUGUCAUUGUAGUCGAAAUGCAUUUAGGAGAAAUAUACAGCUAUGGCCAUAAGGGUUGCAAUCACCUUGAAUUUUAGGGUUGAGACAGUAAUGAAAACGAAUAUAUAUAUAUAUAUAUAUAUAUAUAUAUAUAUAUAUAUAUAUAUAUAUAUAUAUAUAUAUAUAUAUAUAUAUAAAUGUGUGUGUGCGAGAACAUAAUUUAGAUCUUUUAUUUAACAUCAUGUAGCCAAAUAAACUACAAAAUGAUAUUGCUAAAGUCUACCGGAAGCCUUAAUAGUAGUACACUAUUUCAUGUUAGAUUUUGAAAUGACACAUUUUUUUUCAUUUUGUCAGUUUUUUGUGAAGUAUACAGAAAACUACAAAGCAGUAUGUAAUUAAAUCUGUUAAGGUAACAUUAUUCAGCAGGUUUCAUUCAGCUUCUAGAGGGUGGUGCUAAACCUUUGGCUGCAGCUGUACCUCAUGACUUCUACUGAAACAUUUUCUAUGGGAAGAUACAGCCAAGUUUGCUGAUUAACCACACCACAGAUUUUAAAUUAGAAAGAAAUCUGGGCAGUGCAGCACAUUUUUCUCACAGAAGCAAGCUAUUUGCAUUAUUAGGUAAUAAUAUUAUAUUUCCAGGACACUGACGUAUAUUUAAAUGUUUAAACCAGUUAAUAAGAUACUAAUAAAAUGCCUGUUAAUUUUAUAAACAAGAACCAAACAGCUAAGUCCUAUAUACCAGGGUUGGUUCUCAUUUUGUGAAAUUGUUCUCCUUUUGAGUUACAGACUGGUGCUUUUAAAUAGGAAGCUUCACAAUCUUGCCAUGAAUACAUAGACCACUUUAGUUUGCUCAGUAGCAAACACAGUUUUCAAGGCCCUUUUGUGUGUGGCUGUGUGACUGUCGACACAGUGAUUUAUUACUUGACCUACAAUGGUGAUGACUGGGAUGGAAUUAAUGAGAGCUGCUGCUUGAUAUUACUUGAUUGAGAUUUCUUUACAUCGAUAAUUCAAGUGAAUAUAACAACUUCUCCAUAUAUGUCUGACAUAACAGCAGAAUUAGGAACCAAGUGUAAUAAAUACUAGAAGUACUGCUGAAGCAGAUGCAUUCACUGCAUAAAUCAAUGGCUAUGUAAACAAGACUGUUCCUACAUAACUGGGGGAAUUGAGAUAAAACAAACUGUAAUGAAAUUCUCUGGCUAACAUAAGAUACUGACCGUUUAGUUUUCUAAUGGUUUGUAGGUCACUAUUAAAGGGUAAGUUGGUUUGCUAAUGAAGCUUUCCCUUUAAGCAUAAUAGUGCUUUUCCGUUUCCACCUGUUUUUAAUAUAAUGAGCCACAUUUUGAAGCGCGCACAAAUAAUGUUAUUGUAUAAAAGCAUUACUUCUGCAGGUGUAUGAACUUCCACUACAGUUUUUAGUGUGCUAUUAGCCUAAGCUUAACUAAAAUGUAGUACUGAGUACUGAUAAUAUUCUAAUAUUCGUAGCAAUCCAAUAAUAAUACCUCAGAGCUUUUGAUCAAUUAGAACUGCUGUUCUGUUCAUUUUGAAUUUUUAUUUGCACUUGUUUAAAUCAAGCAAACCUGUGUAUAGCUGCUGUACUUUAUAGCUUUUGCCUCGUAAAGGAUGUAUAUAUCCUGUUUGGAGUGGUCAAAGUCUAAAGUUACUAAUUGCCACACGUCUUUUGUUAAUGUACAGAUAUCCUUCUUUAAAGUGUUUGCUAAAUUUCUGAUUUCUUUUUUUAUUAUUCCAGUUUCUCUUGACACUGCUGGAUGUAUCUUGAGGCAAGGUAGUUUGCCUAUCUUUCCUGUCCUGAUUUUAAACUGUAAAAGUAAAAAAAAUAAAAGAUUGUGUAAAACCUUUA